Molecule: messenger RNA, 5291 nt
Organism: Coregonus clupeaformis (lake whitefish)
Lineage: Eukaryota; Metazoa; Chordata; Actinopteri; Salmoniformes; Salmonidae
Product: sal-like protein 3
Exons: 3
Coding region: 266-4432 (1388 amino acids)
Biological process (GO): regulation of transcription by RNA polymerase II
Cellular component (GO): nucleus
Molecular function (GO): DNA-binding transcription factor activity, RNA polymerase II-specific; RNA polymerase II cis-regulatory region sequence-specific DNA binding
Source: RefSeq, a predicted model, not a curated record
GUUGAACAGGAGGACUGUGUGUGUGUGUGUGUGUUUUGUGGGGGGGGUUGAGAAAAGAAGACUUGUUGAGAGAAAUUGACACAUAUGCCUGUAGUCUUCACAAGUUCUUCCCGUUUGCACCAAGAUGCCACCAACGGAGUUGAAAAUUUUUAGCGGAAAAUUCAUCUGCGCUUCGCUUCUAAUUCGCGCAAUUUAGUUAACCACUUUUUCAGUGUGCAGGGAGAAAAUAAUCUAAGCAUUCUGUUGGCCCAUGUGCAGAUGAAGCAUGUCUCGUCGGAAACAGAAACGACCCCAGCAGCUCAUGAGACCGCUCCCUGCAGCCUCUCAGAUAUUAGAGCAUGAUGACCAGUUGGCAGUGAAGUCAUUCUCCUUUCCUCUGACCACAGACUCCUCUUCUUCAUCAUCUUCCUCCUCUCCUCAGAGCUACCAGCCACCCCUGGCUCCACGUUCCUACUUUUGGGGGCUUCACACCCCCUCUCUACCCAGCAAGGGCUCCCCCCUCCCCUGCUCCCCCUGCCAACCCACCUCCUGCCCCAUCUCCCUCACAGACCCCCAGUCCUCCCUCUCCCCUGACUUCCCCCACCCCUCCCUCUUCUCCCAGACAGUCCUGCGCCUUCCUGACACCACCUCCACGACGCCCUCCAGUCAGACCCACCCUCCCCGCUCUCUCAUGGCCUCUCCCAAGCUGGGCGUGUCAGCCACCACUACCACCUCCUCAUCCUCUUCCUCAGCCUCCCUCUGCCCCCCACCCCACCCUGGCAGCCCCAGCCCUGUACCUGAAGGCCCUCCCAGCCCUGUGACGCCCUCCCCCAGCCCGGGUGCUGCCUCUGCAGCCCCGCCCUACGCCCACCUGAGCAUUGCGGUGAUCCUGGAUGAACUGCGGGUGCUGCAGCAGAGGCAGAUUCACCAGAUGCAGAUGACGGAGGAGAUCUGUAGGCAGGUGCUGCGGCUGGGCGGGGCCUCCUGUGCCCUGGAGGCGCCCCAGAUCCUCCUGCCUCCUUUGCCCCAGCUCUGUCUGGAGGCCAGUGAGAGGGCCUCCAGUCCUCCCCAGCCUACACCCACCCAGCCUCCCAGCUCUGUAGCCCCUCUGCUGGCCUGCUUCUCCUCCCUGCUCCCUCCCCAGCCUGCCUCCAAGCCCUCCAAGCCCAGCCACCCCCUGUCCCAUGUCCUGCGGCCACACAAGUCCCAGAUGGAGGGCGCAGGAGGGGCUACAGAGUCUUAUGUUUACCCUGGGACCAGUGUCCGCCCUUCCUCCUCCUCUUCUUCCUCUUCUGCCUCCUCUGCCAUCUCUACCAUGGCCUCAUCCAACUACCCCCUGGCCCUCUCCCUGGCCUUGCCCACCCGUUACCUCCAUGAGAAAUCCCCCAACACCACGUCAGCCAGCAGCCAUGGUGGCCUGUCCUUUCUUACCCCGUCCCUGCCCACCACUGCCUCUAUGGCACCCCCCUCCUCUCAGGAGCCCCACCUGUCUGUCUCCUCAGCGGGGUCCUCGACCUCCUCCCUGGGGCGUCUGCAGCAUGCCUGUCGGUUCUGUGGGAAGCUGUUCAGCAGUGACUCGUCCCUGCAGAUCCACCUGCGCUCCCACACGGGCGAGAGGCCAUACCAGUGCCCUGUCUGCCUCAGCCGCUUCACCACCCGCGGCAACCUCAAGGUGCACUUCCUCCGCCACCGCGAGCAGAACCCAGAGCUCUCGCUCUCCCUCCUCCCCCCUUCCCUGUUUGGGCCGGGCAUGGGACCAGCGGGGGGGUCUGAGCCCCAGGGUCAGCCCAUGACCAGCAUUGGUCUGAGCAUCAGCGCAGCGCAGGCUCAGAGACGUCGUAAACGGCGGGCUGAGGAUGACCCGUAUGGAGACGGUAUGGAGGUGGGAGGUGUCGGAGGGGGCUUCUCUCUGGGGGCGUCCACCAGUGCUCCCCCCUCCUCUCUCCCCCUUCCCCCCAGUGUGGACCUGGCCCUCAUCUCCACUGCCCACUCCCUCCUGCGGCUCAACCAAGUCGCCGCUGCAGCCGCUGCUGCAUCCAUAUCCUCUGCUGCUUCCUCACUCACAUCCUCCUCUUCCUCCUCUGCAUCCUCCUCCCUCCUCUCUGUUCCCUCCUCGUCCGCCUCCGCCAUCGCUGGGUUCUUCAAGGGGGUGAAGCAGCAGCGUUUUGAUGAGAACACGCCCCCUCACCCUCCCAUGAUGUCACACUCUGCUUACUCCCAGCUGGCCCACCUCCCUAAACUACUCUUCCCCUCUGGCUCCCCCCACCAUCACCCUGCCCUGGGCCUGCUCCGCCCUCCACCCCCUGCCCCAGGCUCCUCCCACCUCUCCUCCACCCACUCUCAGCUCUCCUUCCCCUUCUCCCACUACCCCAAAGCCUACGCCUCCACCUCCUCCCCCUCCUCCUCUACCCCCACCUCAGACACCUCCAAGCUGCAGCGGCUGGUGGAGAAGCUAGAGAAGGAGCCUCCCACCUCCUCUCCCUGGGCCUCCUCCUCAGGGGAGACCUCCCACAGCAGCAUGGCCUCUGCUGGAUUGUUCAGCAGCGGCCUCAUGGGCGCCAGCACCUCCAGCACUUAUGUGAUGGCAUCCCCAUCGUCCUCCACCCACGCCCCCACCUCCGUCUCCAACUUCACCAGGGAGAUGGUGGCCGCUCUGGGCAUGAGCGCAAACGGGGGCAGCGCUCUGGCAGGCGCCAUGCUCCCCGGCCUUGGCAUCAUGAGCACUGGCUCCCUGGCCCCCAACCAGUGUGGGGUGUGUCUGCGUGUGCUGAGCUGCCCCAGGGCACUGCUUCUGCACCAGGCCACCCACCUGGGUGAGCGCCCCUUCCCCUGUAAACUGUGUGGACGCUCCUUCUCCACCAAGGGCAGCCUGCGGUCCCACCUGGCAACCCACCGUGCCCGCCCGCCCAACUCUCGCGCCCAGAACUCUUGCCCUCUUUGCCAGCGCAAGUUCACAAACGCCCUGGUGCUGCAGCACCACAUCCGCAUGCAUCUGGGAGGGCAGCUGCCACCGGAGGGCGGUCCAGAGUCUCUGUCAGAGGCCUCAGCAGAGCCUGAUGCUAUCUCUGAGAUCCAGGCCCAUUCCCAGCCACAGUCCAAUGACACCCCCAAGGUCUCCACUGAGAGCUCCACUGCAGCCUCAGGCAGCCAGUCAAAGAAUUCAGCAGCGUCCACACACUUUCAAACCCUAGUGGGAGGCUCCGCACCCGUAUCGGUCAGUGUGACAUCACCAAAGUGUGUCUGGGAGCCCAACAGAUCUCACUCCUCCAGCCCUGACCUGAUCCCUCCCUCUGACCUCAGCCCUGACUCCUUCCUAAACACCUCACACACCCCUCCACCCGGCAGCGCAGACCCCCCAGUCCUGUGUGUCAGUGUGCCUUCUCCACCCCCUCCUCUAGGAGAUACAGGCUCCCCAGUCAGUGAUGACAACCAUGCUGAACUCCUUGAUUCAACCAUUGGUACCAUUGGCCCUGCUCCCACUUCCUCCAGUGUUAACAAAACCACCCCCUUGUCCAGUCUAAUGAUGUCAGACUGUCUAUUGGGUCAGAAUGCCCUUCCUCUCGAUGUCUUCCUCCCUGGACCUAGAUCAAACCUGGAGAAUCUACUGAGCACCCCAACCCUCAGUGCCCCGUUAGCACACCCCAGCCCAGCCCCCUCCUUUACCCCUGUCCUUAACCCAGAGCAACCCAAAUCCCACCUAGCACCCAAACCAGACCCAGAGCAUCCCCCUAAACUCCAAACCCCCAAGCCCACAGAGGAAGACAGGGUUGAAACCCCCAAACCUGCAGCACCAAAGCAUGACCAAGCUCUUGUGCCUGAUACGGACCCCAGAAUGGCACCACCAUCAGAGACCGCAGACACAAGCGAUGCUGAGGCUAGGGAUGAUCCUCAGAAAGCUAUACCCUACACCAGGGAGACAAGUCAGGGGGCGUACCUUGGCUCCCAUGGGAAGGAGGAUGGGAUGGGUGGUGUCUCUGACCAACUGGAAAGCACUGUUCCCAUCAGUUUGGCUCCCACUCUCCCCCCUCCCCUGUCUCGCCCUGAGAAGAAGACAUACAGCUGUGCCGAGUGUGGGAAAGAGUAUGCCAGCCGCAGUGGACUGAAGGGACAUAUGAAGCAUCAUGGAGGGGUUGUCAAGGCAACACGUCCCCCUGUACGGAGCGGUCGCUCGGCCUCUGAGCGACUUCCUGCUAACACACCGACAACGUCCUCCAACCCCCCGGCCACCAGGAGCAAUGUGGGCUUCUGGAACCAGUACCAAGCCUUCCUCAACACCAGCAACGACCCGGCAGACGACCUGGCACAAGGCCUGGCCAGUGGCAGCCAAGGAGAGGAUGGGGAGAUGCCCCGAUUGGCUAAAUCUCCUGUUAGAUCCCAGCUGUUGAAGGAGCCGACGACUGGGAGGGGUUCAGAGGAUGGGUCUGACGAAGGGUCUACUCUAGAGUCAAUGUAAUUGGUGCUCUCAAUGGACAUUCACUGUACCUUUGGGUCAAAUCGUAGGGAAUUUUGUAUUGUAUUGCUUCCAAAUUCAGUUGAGUAGUCUGUCAGUUUGUUGUCUGUGAGUAAAUUGCUUAGUUAAUUUGUGAUAACUGUAAGUUGGCCAUCCUGGCCUUUUCUUUUAAAAGAGGAGAAAGUUGAAGGAUGCAAAAAGACGACAUAACUCCAGGAUUGGGAGAUUGAGGUCAUAAGUCACUGUCAAGACGAUGAGAGUUGGAGCUGAACAGUCUGACUCACUGUUUAUUUGAUAGAUAUAAACUCUAAUAAAGACGUAUUGGAAAAGGAGGCAAGGUAGAGAGGAUGUAAUAUUGUUCUCACAUAAACAAUUCCUUCAUUCAAACAUAAAAGGGAAAAGUAGGUGGAACAGAAUGGGAGGGGUCACUAAACUAAAUGUGUACAGUAGCUUCAACCCUGGCAGUCUAUGGAGAUGCAGUCUCUCAUCCUAAUACUGUACAAAACCUAACCUUUCAUGUCAUCGUGGUUUACUUUUGAACUCUUAAUUACUCCAGACUCUUCCUCCAACUGAUAGACAGAGAAACACAGAGGACUGGGUGUUGUGGUGUGCCAGGUGGAGAAAGAAAGAAAGAGAGACAGUUUCCUGUGUGACCCAUUCCUUUGGAUCUUGUGAAUAAGCUGAUUGUCGUUUGGUCUCACAGUCUGUUGUCUGUAACUCGUUGUCUUUGUUUCAUGUUGUAUCUUUAUAACGAAACAAAACAAAUCAGAGGUCUACGUCUGGUAUUGUUGUGAGUUGUACGUUCAGUGUAUUCCUGAGAGGGAGGAAAAAAAUACAUUAAAAACAACAACUGGGAAACAGA